AGCCUGGGAAGGAUUCACAUGGAACUCAUUUCUUGUUUGCAAAAUGUCAGGUAGACAGCAAUAAAUGACUCUUAGAUUGGGGUGUGCAAAGUGCAACCCUCCAGCUUGUUGUUGGAUUCCAGCUCCCAUCCAGCUCCAGUUGGCCUACACAGUGAGAAACCAACAAACAGCAAGUAAGUGGAAGAAAAUGAGCCUGCCAACAGAAGAGAAGAUACCUCAGCGAGGAACUUGGAUCAGUUCCUACAGCUGCCCUCCCAGAGUUUCAGCUAUCUCUGCUCGUAAAUACCCAAGUCUCCUCCAUCAUGUCAAAUGUGGUAGCUGCAACACUCCGAAACCUGGAUUUUUUGAUUUUGAAGGAAAGCAGAAAUGGGAAGCUUGGAAAGCACUGGGUGAUACAAGUACUGAGCAGGCAAUGAGAGACUAUAUAGCUACUGUGAAGAAACUGGACCCCACUUGGAAUCCACAGAUAACAGAAAAAAAGGGAAAGGAAGGAAAGGCUGGGUUUGGAGGCCCAGUUGUCAGCUCAUUGUAUCAAGAAGAAACCAUCAGGGAGGAAGAUAAGAAUAUAUUUGACUACUGCAGAGAAAACAACAUUGACCAUGUAACCAAAGCCAUCCGAUCAAAAAAAGUGGAUGUGAAUAUGAAAGAUGAGAAGGGCAGAGCUCUGCUGCACUGGGCAUGUGACAGAGGACACAAGGAACUAGCCUCAGUACUGCUACAACACACAGCUGAUGUUAACAGCCAGGAUGAUGAAGGUCAAACAGCAUUGCAUUAUGCCUCUACUUGUGAAUUUUCUGACAUUGUGGAACUACUGCUGAAAUCUGGAGCUGACCCUACUCUUCGAGACAUUGAGGGAUACUUGCCUGAAGAGGUGACAGACUGUCGAGUAAUCACCUCCAUGCUGCAGGAGCACACCGCGGGCAAAGCUUAACCAAAAGAACAAGCAAGUACCCAGCCCUAGCCCAGGACUCUCAAAAGGAAGAAAAAUGGCAAUAAACCCCUUCUUCUCCCACAUAAUUGGUAUGCAUGAUGUCUGGUGAGUGAAACAUGUUUAAGGGAGGUGCUUACUAUGGCUGUAUACCCCAGGGGACAGAAAAUAAAGCAAAGGAGCAUGCAGUGCAUAACACAGCCCCUGCCUACGGUUAUGACUUGUUAUAUUUUGGAACACUAAGAUCAACCAAAUCAGAUUUAUUGAGCUUCUGGUGGCCCAGUAAACAUGGCUAAUGGGAUGCGUUGUUGGAUGGGUCACGUGUUAUGUAGAAUUGGUACAGCAUAAAGCUCAUUUUGCAUUUAUUAGUAUGAGUGUGGGGCAGAGGAAAGGAACAGCUACAUUAAGGUUGCUAUCCUAUGUGUGUUUGGAGAAAGCCCCAUAGAACUCUGUGGGAUUUGCCUUCCCAAGUGAAUAUACAUAUGAUUGAGUUGGAAGAGUAGCUGCUUUUUUGCAAAAUACAAAUUAUUUCUAAGAAGAAAGAAACGGAUAGGCAGCGAGGGGAAGAAAUUAGCCAGUUUAUAACACUUUCUAUCUAACAAAAAUCACUUAUUACUCAAAAGAGAGUACUGUUCCACUAUUGUGAUUUCCUUGAACUGAAGAAAGGAGUUUUGUAAGAUGUCAGAAUGGAGGGCUUUUCUACUGAAUCCUGAAGAUCAAAAUGUCAAAAUGAGGAGGCUGAGUUAUCACAGUGUUAAACAAAACAAAAGUUGAAAACUGAUGCGAAUGUCCAUUGUGUGUAUCCCUCUGUCUCUAUUGUAAAAUACCGUCUUGAACAAUAAAAGAUAAAUCAAAGGAUA
This is a messenger RNA of Sceloporus undulatus (fence lizard), 1788 nucleotides long. It is a transcript of the gene ACBD6, whose product is annotated as acyl-CoA binding domain containing 6. Gene Ontology annotation, molecular function: protein binding; fatty-acyl-CoA binding. The transcript has 9 exons. The record is from RefSeq and is a predicted model, not a curated record. Bases 65 to 931 code for a protein of 288 amino acids. Lineage: Eukaryota; Metazoa; Chordata; Lepidosauria; Squamata; Phrynosomatidae.